Molecule: messenger RNA, 987 nt
Organism: Penicillium arizonense
Lineage: Eukaryota; Fungi; Ascomycota; Eurotiomycetes; Eurotiales; Aspergillaceae
Product: ketopantoate reductase family protein
Exons: 2
Coding region: 1-987 (328 amino acids)
Cellular component (GO): cytoplasm
Molecular function (GO): oxidoreductase activity
Source: RefSeq, a predicted model, not a curated record
AUGUCUGCCUAUGCGCUGAUGCAAGCUGGCAAGGCCGACGUCACAGCAGUGAUGCGAUCAAAUUACGAUGCCGCCGUGAAGAACGGAAUCAGCAUCGAUUCGAUCCAGUAUGGACAUGAGAUCAAGGGAUUCCGACCAACAACUAUCGUCAAGAGUGUCCCCAACGUUGCAAAAGAAGGCCUCAAGCCAUUCGACUUCAUCCUGGUAACGACCAAGAACAUCCCAGACGUAUCGCCAACAGUUGCAGACAUCAUCGAGCCAGCAGUGACACCUGGCAAGACAGCCAUCGUGCUCUCACAGAACGGCCUCAACAUCGAAAAGCCAAUCAUCCCCCGCUUCCCCCACAACCCAGUCAUUAGCAGCGUAUCCACCGUCGGCGCAACAGAGCGCGCAUACGCCGACAUCUUUCACGACGACCCAGACGCGCAAAAGAUCGGCCCAUUCCAAAACCAAUCUGUUCCCCAGCAAAUCGCCGAAGAUGCAGCAAAGAACUACAUCAACAUCUACAACCCGAAUGGAAAAUUAGAGGUAGUCUACGACGCCGAUGUCCAGCGCGCCCGCUGGCGUAAACUCCUCUAUAACGGCUCCUUCAAUCCAAUCGCUACAAUCCUGCGCAUGGAUACCCGACGCAUGCGUAUGAGCGGACAUGUUAUCGAUGACCUGAUUCUUCCCAUUAUGUUCGAGGUGCUUGCUGCUGCGCGCGCUUGUGGCGUGACGGAACUUACGGAUGAUCUUCCUGGCAAGGUGAUCUUCAAUGAUGACAUGCAGUUUGAGUUUAAGCCAUCUAUGUGUCAGGAUAUUGAGAAGGGGAAUCUGUUCGAGCUGGAGAAUAUUGUCGGUGAGCCUUUGCGUGAGGGUGAGGCUCAUGGUGUUGCUAUGCCUACUCUUCGUACUGUUUACGGUAUUCUUAAGGGGUUGCAGCUUCAGGUUAAGGAGAGUAAGGGGCUUUGGGAGCCUAAGUUUACUAGUGACAACCCUUACAAAUAG